This is a messenger RNA of Prunus armeniaca (apricot), 780 nucleotides long. The record is from the annotation of a GenBank genome assembly. Lineage: Eukaryota; Viridiplantae; Streptophyta; Magnoliopsida; Rosales; Rosaceae.
AUGGUGAUAGAAGGAGACCAUGACAUUGAACAACAGGCUGGAAAUCAAACAUUUGUUUCUUAUAGUUCGCGAUUUGCGUUCCCCUCAGAAGAGAGUGGAUCAUCAUCUACAUUAUUCUAUUCUUUUAAUGCCGGGGGAAUUCACUUCAUAAUGCUUGGUGCCUACACAGCCUAUAACAAAUCAGCCGAUCAGUACGUGUGGUUGGAGAAAGAUCUGGCUAAUUUUGACAGAAAUGUGACUCCUUGGUUGGUAGCUACAUGGCACCCACCAUGGUACAGCACCUACGUGGCACAUUACAGAGAAGCGGAGUGUAUGAGAGUCGAGAUGGAAGACAUACUUUAUAAGUAUGGUGUUGAUAUCGUCUUCAAUGGCCAUGUUCACGCCUACGAGAGGUCAAAUCGAGUGUAUAACUACACUUUGGAUCCCUGUGGUCCUGUAUAUAUAACAGUUGGUGAUGGUGGUAACCGAGAGAAGAUGGCAAUUGCACAUGCUGAUGAACCCGGAAACUGUCCAGAACCGUGUACAACUCCAGACAAAUUUAUGGGUGGCUUUUGUGCAUUUAAUUUCACAUCAGGCCCCGCAGCAGGAAAGUUCUGUUGGGACCGGCAGCCUGAAUAUAGUGCAUAUCGAGAAAGUAGCUUUGGUCAUGGGAUUCUAGAGGUGAAAAAUGAGACUCAUGCUUUAUGGUCCUGGCACCGAAAUCAGGACUUCUACGGAUAUGCUGGAGAUCAAAUUUUUAUUGUAAGGCAGCCUGAUAGCUGUCCAGUUAUAGAGUUUUGA